This is a messenger RNA of Verticillium dahliae VdLs.17, 1149 nucleotides long. RefSeq lists its product as uncharacterized. The coding region runs from base 1 to 1149 and encodes 382 amino acids. Gene Ontology annotation, cellular component: RNA polymerase II transcription regulator complex. The transcript has 6 exons. Lineage: Eukaryota; Fungi; Ascomycota; Sordariomycetes; Glomerellales; Plectosphaerellaceae. Gene Ontology annotation, molecular function: DNA-binding transcription activator activity, RNA polymerase II-specific; transcription cis-regulatory region binding. The record is from RefSeq and is a predicted model, not a curated record.
AUGGCGUCGUCCCUGCCGUCGGACCAACAGGGCUCGGCGAGCCAUGCUCGCUCGAGCAGUGCCGAGCAGGACAACGGCCCGUUGUCCAACCUGAACCUCGGGUUCCUCAAGGGCCUUACCGAGAAGAAGGCGACACGAGAUGGCCAGCCGCCCAAGCGCCGGGGGCCGAAGCCUGACAGCAAACCCGCCAUGACCAGGCGGCAGGAGCUCAACAGACAAGCACAGCGAACACACCGCGAGAGGAAAGAGCUCUACAUCAAGGCGCUCGAGGACGAGGUCCUGCGGCUCAAGGAGGUCUUCAGCAACAUGUCGCAGGACAAGGACAAGGUCGCAGAAGAGAACAAGCAACUCAGGCAGCUCCUGACCCAGCACGGCAUACCGCUCAGCAGCGUCGGCCUCGACGACACCGUCAGUAACCCCAGCGGCGGCUACACUGCCAGCGCGAGCCCCUCCGGCUACAGCCAUACUCACGGCUCUCGCUCAGUUUUCACCCCGCCCCUGACGUCGAAAUCCACGACCGCCUCCGUGUCGCCUUCGUACGCGCCCAACAGUGGCAGCUCCCAUGGCAACACGCCCAGCGGCCAGCAGCAACAACAGCAUCCUCAACAUGGCACGUCCCAACACCUGCCGGGACAUUACGGCCUUCCCUGUGACGACGGAGUCAGCGGCAGCCGUAUUCGCCAGUUGCGUGGUACGGCCAGGCCCAUGACACUAGAGAAGCCCUGCAUGAACCACAUGCCCUGGCUGCUCGAGCGAUCGAGCGAGAUGGGCGGCGAGCCCUGUGGCCAUGCCCUCAUGGCCUCGUGCCCCCCCGAGCCAUUCCCUGAGCUGACGCCCGACAUUCCCUUUGGCUACGCCCACGUCAACGGUGAUCUCAACUCGGGCCAGAGGACGUGGGAGCUGUCCAAGGCGGAUCUCGGGACGCUGCUCGCCCUCAGCAAGAGGCUCAAUCUCGAUGGCGAGAUCACUCCCGUCAUGGCGUGGGGCAUGGUCAUGGCGCACUCGAGGUUUUAUGAGAUGAAGGCCGAGGACUUUGCCAAGCUGACGGAGGAGCUGAGUACCAAGAUUCGGUGUUACGGGUUCGGCGCUGUUUUGGAGGAGUUUGAAAUCAGAGAUGCUUUGGAGAAUGCCAUGGGAGCUUACCCUUGA